UUUCUUGUCAAACAUGAUAAACAGAAUUAUACACACAAAUUAUUUUAUUCUACAUGCAUUAAAAAUUUUAAAAGUCAGAUGAAUUAAUUAACCAAGCCAAUCAAAUCAAGAUGCCGGCAACAUUUGGUUUGCUAUUUAAGCAUAAUACAUUGAUUGAAUUGUCGUUAUGGAGGCGCACAUUAUUUGAAACAAUUACAGUAUUAAUAAUGCUGCUUAUAAUACUAGUUAAUCCAAUUUCAUAUUCAAAAAGAUUGCUAUAUAGUCGCCAUUAUUUCGAGGGAGAUCACUCCUUUGUAUCUCAUAAGCUGGACGAUAUCAAUAUACUCACGAGCCUGGUCGAUUCAAGACGCGAGCAGACUAAAUACACUUUGGCCUAUUGUCCACAGUCGGUUUUUGCAAAACAAGUUGCCCGUGCCGUUGCCGAUCGAUUGGAAUUGAAUGGUACAGUCGGGUUUGAAGAUCCCAAAACAUUACAACAUCAAUUUGAUGAGCGUACAACACUGGCUGCGAUAAUUUUUGAAGAUACUGAUGCCAGUUUGGAGACCGUACCAAAGUCGCUCUCAGUGUCAAUACGAUUCCCCAGUGAAUUUCGCACUCUUAAUCCGUUUCUUACCGAAGAUCGUCUUUGGCUGACACGUUGUUCGGGUUUUGUCAAUGCUAAGCGUGAUAAUGUAAAAGAUUCUGAUAUUAAUCAGGAUAUUUACAUACGUGAAACCUUUCUUCAGAUACAGCAUCAGGUAUUUACUGAAUGGUUGCACAAGCUUCGCUCAACUUAUCCGACAACUUAUACGGAGCCGGUAGUAGAGGUUUUCAAUGUACGUCUUAAAGUUCCCGAUGAUCGUUGUUCCAGCAUUGAUGUGUAUACAGUUCCAUUAUUUUUAUUCAAUUUCCUAUAUCUGUUGCCUUUCAUUAACAUAAUACGGAAUAUUGCUGGACAGCUGAGAGAUGGGGUCAUGACACAUCAAUGGCAAUACGGUUAUUCCUUUACCAAGCAAUAUUUGUGCAUAAUUCUCGUCUUAUUAAUACGUCUAUUAAUACUAAACUUUGUCAUACUGAUUGUGAUAUUUGUAAUGUGGUCAGUGGAGAAUGACAACACCUCGGGAAUUGUAUUGCUUGCAAUGGUAACGUUCAUUGUUAUCUUUACCCUCGAGCUGAUCAUAACGGCAAUUGUUUUGGCCAAGAUCUUUGGGAAUGCCACAAAUGCGGUUCUAUGCGCCAUCAUCAUAUGGAUAUUCAAUUAUGCUGUCUUUGGUGUGAUCUUGAGACGGUAUUGGGAUGAGCAUGGAUACUAUGUGUUUGUGAUAUUAUCAUCAUUCUUUAACAAUCAAAUACCAUAUAGCAUGCAAAUGUUUAAUCGACUUAUUGAGGAGCCCAAGGAUAUAGUUGUAUAUGAUAUAGCGGCGCUCUAUGUCUCAGCCGUUAGCAGUGCCUUGAUAUUCUUUAUAAUUCUAAUCCUUUUACAAUGGCGCAUGCCAGGUCGGCUUAUUAGUCGUCGGAUUAUUUAUAGAAGACGUCGAAGGAAAUUUUUAAUGGAUUCAAAUUUAUUACAUCUGGGACGAUCGCCCAGUUGGCAUAACUUUGAGUUUGGCGAUGUGGGAAGUUGCGAAUGGAUACGCUUAAAACAUGUCUAUACGUCGCACUCCUUAUCAGAGCGUAAGAUAUUGAAAAACAUCUCGAUGAGGAUCUACAAGGGAGAGGUGUUUGUUCUCCUUGGUCACAUUGGAUCUGGUAAGCUGACCCUAUUGCGUGUGUUGUGUGGCCUUAAGUAUCCGGUACGUGGCAAGGUGUUCUAUGAAGGGAAAGAUAUAUACGAAGAUCUGCCGAAUAUUCGAAAACAAUUUGACUUUCGUAGCAUUGAGAAUGGAUUUGCAGAUCAUCUGUCGAUCGAGCAAACCAUUAACUAUCAUGUUCGUCUCAAACUUAGCAAGGAGAAUCUGGAUCGAUAUGAAAUAGAGCGCACGAAAUGGAUCGAUAUACUGGAGACAUAUGUCGAGAGUCGUAGUACACGAGUAUGGCAACUGACAAACGGAGAGCGACGAUUGGUCGCCCUUUGUUGUGCUCUCGCUGGUGAUACGAAGGUCGUUGUCUUUGAGGAGCCCACACUGCAGUUGACGGCCCGGGAGGCUCAAAUCUUUUGGAGUAUCAUUGCAAUGGAGAAGGAGGGUCGAGCCAUUAUUAUAUCCACCUAUAGCAUCGAUGAGGCCGAAGCUGUUGCCGAUCGCAUUGGCAUUCUUAGCAUGGGUGUCCUUGAAGCCAGUGGAACGCCAUUUUUUCUGCGCGCCAAAUUCAGCAGUUGUGUUGAGCUAGUGCUUAUCAAAAAACCCCACAUUCCGGAUACACCGAUCACUGAAUUCAUUUCACAGUAUAUACCGAAUGUCGAGCCUGAAAAUGAAAUCGGCGAUACGUUGACCUACAAAAUCAAUUCGGAGCAUCGACCACGCUUGCAAAAAAUGCUUAUACAUCUGGAGAACGAGCGUAAAGCGAUGGGCAUUGAGAAUAUCAGAGUUGUGGGUUCUGAAUUGUCCGAUAUCUAUAUGAAGCUUGUCACAUCGUUUCGAUUACGACAACAGGUCAUACCGGAUGUCACGCAAACUUUCAAAUAUGCCGUGGUAUCGAAAAAACAACUGCGUCGUCAGCAAAUGCGCGCCAUGUUCUACAAAAAGAUGAUACACUCGGCGCCCAACGUAUGGCCCAUCAUAAUGAUCUUCGCCUGCCUUAUUUUGAUUGUGCUUGUUACGCGACUGGCCUUAGUACUGAAUGUGCCCACAAUUCGUACAAACGUCAUACCGCUGGGCUUUAAGGGUGCAACGAAAUAUCUGAAGAAUAUACCAAAUAUUAAGGAUUGCGGCUAUAUUGACAUCACAUCAUUGGCCAAAAAGCCGGCCUAUCGAAAGUCCACUAAGGUAGCGCGGGUCUUUGGUCCGCAUUCAUUUGCCUGCAACAAGGGUAGAUAUAGGGAUUAUCUGAAGCGUAAAACGGAACUGCAAAGUCUGGGCGCUAUUGAGAUGAGUAGCGAACAGGGGAUACACGGAUAUAUAAGUCAGGAUACAUUUCAUUCAGCUCCAAUUACACUCAAUUUACUACACAACAUUAUACUUAGAUUAUCAUAUCCGGAUGAUGAUGAGGUGUAUUUUCUGGUCGAUAAUCAUCCGAUGCCGACGCCUCUUCAAAUGAAGAUCAAUCUAAUGGACAAUGAGGUAGCCCAUAUAAAUGCUCCAUUGGCGAUCGGAUGCGUUUUACCUUUGGCGGUGUCUGUGUUCAUUUUACCCUUGGUGGAGGAGCAAAUUACACAGAUGCGUAUACUUCAGGUAAUUGCUGGGCUUGGAUUGGAGGUCUAUUGGGGUAUCACAUUGUUUUGGGAUCUCUUUACGUAUUUUAUCUAUUCGGUGAUCAUUGUGAUAUUUUUGGCCUGUACGACUAUUGGAUAUUUUGGUGCCUAUGAGAAUCUAUUGCUGUUGCUACUGAUCACAGUUUAUGGUAUAGCCGCAUUACCGAUCACAUAUGUGCUGUCCAUGUAUGUUAACAAGUCCAUUGUGAGAGCCUUUCUUGCCUCUGUCGUCUUUCAGGGCCUUACCGGUCUGGUGCUCUACAUCGUCUACUGGGAUGUUGCUAACAGUAACAUUAUAUUUUAUUAUGGUGCUUGCAUGUCACCUGGUUUCGCCCUUCUCGACGGCAUUAGCAAUAUCUAUAUAAAACGUCUCGAGGAACAUUUUUGUUUGUCCAAAUGUGAAACAAUUGAGUUCUGUACACCCGAAAAUAUGCAUGAAAUGGUCCCACAUUGUCAUUUUGGUACCUACUUCAAAUGGACCGAUCCUGGCAUAUUGCCAUCUAUAACAUUUAUGUUGUUAGACGCACUCUUUACGCUUCUUCUUAUUUUCUGGAUUGAAUUGCAUCGGAAGGAAAAUAAGUUUCAUUCGUCCAAAGACCUCCAUAAGAUGCGGACGGCGACUUAUCAGUUUGAUGACAGUGAUGUGGCGGAUGUUAAGCAGAAAAUCGCCGAUGCGGACAUGAGUAAAUGCAAGCAAUCUGUAUUUUUGGUAGAUCAAGUUGAGGGCAAGAUACCCAACAAGGGUAACACGGUCAACACAGUGUCAUUUGCGCUGAAUAAAUAUAUGAGCAUGGGCAUCUUUGGGCCAAGGAAUUCAGGGAAAAGUCACCUAAUGAGGCAACUUGUGGGCGUCGAUGGAUUCGCUUUUGGUGAGAUCUAUGUGAGAGGAUUGGAUUUCAAGUAUGAUCUGGACACGAUUCUCGGUUAUGUCGGCUACUGUCCACAGCAUUACGGACUUCUCAAUGAUUUAACGCCACGGGAACACAUUCGACUUCUCUGCAUGAUUCGCGGCGUCACUGAAAAUAAAAUUAGCGAGAAAAUGCACGAUCUUUGCCUCAUGCUGAACAUGUCGGGAUGGAUGCAUCGAAAAUGUUGUUAUCUUACACCCGAGAAACGUCGCAAAUUGAAUGUUGCCCUCUCGCUGGUAGCCUAUAAUAAGAUCUUUGUCUUGGAUGAGCCCACAUGUGGCAUGCCGUCGACGACGCGUCGAGAGAUUUGGAAUAUCUUGAGAUAUUUGCGAUAUUGUGGCAAAACGAUCAUUUUCUCUACCAGUGAUGAGGUUGAGUGUAAGGUACUGGCUGAUUUUAUAAUACUCUUUCAGGAUAGUGAAAUGUUAGCUAUUGGUAGCAUGCAGUAUUUGCGUUAUAAGUACAGUCACGGCUUCUAUUUGGAGGUGCGAUUAGUACGCGAUGGCGCCACGUUAGAAGAAUCGGAAGCCAACCUUCGCAAGGAUGUUGACAAUUUGGCACGCUUUAUUAAUUUUCUGCAUGAUAAAUCAGAAUUGGUGGGACGCUUGCAUAAUUGGUUCAAGUAUUAUAUACCCGUGGGUCACAUUGUCUACUCGUUUCUGUAUGGCGCCAUGGAGAAGAAUAAAGUGCGUCUUAAUGUCUACGACUAUUGCAUCUAUCAGGCGAGCAUGAAUGUUGUAAUUGCCCAAGUGCAGGAAACACGCGCUGAACUAAAGCGUCGGUUGGUGGAACCAACGCUACAACCAGCAGAGCCAUCAACGAGUUACAAAUAAAUAUUGUAAAUAAUCAUUAUUUGUAUGAUAUUUUGUAAAAAUACACUGACAGUGUGACAAUGGCAAGAAGCGUUCACAGCAAAGGUAUUCAUAAUGUCUUGUCACAGCGCUGUGAAGACUUUUGACAUGUGAACACUUCUGUCACAAAUUGUCACAGAUCAGCAUUCGUGAUUAAAA
Molecule: messenger RNA, 5246 nt
Organism: Drosophila innubila
Lineage: Eukaryota; Metazoa; Arthropoda; Insecta; Diptera; Drosophilidae
Product: ATP-binding cassette sub-family A member 3
Exons: 12
Coding region: 111-5069 (1652 amino acids)
Biological process (GO): transmembrane transport; lipid transport
Cellular component (GO): intracellular membrane-bounded organelle; membrane
Molecular function (GO): ATP binding; ABC-type transporter activity; ATP hydrolysis activity
Source: RefSeq, a predicted model, not a curated record